AACUGCGUACUCAGUACAGUUUCGGAAUUGUUUGUGCUUUCGCAGUGUCGGAACCAGGCAGUUCUGUUUCGGUAAACUAAAGAAAUUUUCUAGUUUCUUACUUCGCAACCUUCAAGAAGAAACACCAAAUCAAGUGACAAGAUGGCAACCAUCCGCCAAAACUACCACGAGGAGAGCGAGGCUGGAGUCAACAAGCAGAUCAACCUGGAGUUGUACGCGUCCUAUGUGUACAUGUCUAUGGCCUACUACUUUGACCACACCACUGUUGCUCUGCCUGGUGCCCACAAGUACUUCAAGAAAGCUUCGGAUGAGGAGCGCGAGCACGCAGAGAAGCUGAUGAAAUUUCAGAAUCAGCGUGGCGGGACUGUCGUGCUGCAGGACAUCAAGAGGCCUGAGAACGAUACUUGGGGCACCCUGAAGGAUGCAGUGACCUCUGCCCUGGCCCUUGAGAAGAAGGUCAACCAGGCCUUGCUGGACCUGCACAAAGUGGCAGACAAGCAUGGUGAUUCCCAGAUGUGCGAUUGGAUUGAGAACCACUUCCUGACUGAGCAAGUGGAGGCCAUCAAGGAGCUGGGCGAUCACCUGAGACAGCUGGAGCGUGUCGGGUCAUGCCUGGGCGAGUACAUAUAUGACCGCGAGAGCCUCAAUCAUGAGUAGAUCUGGUGGCUGGUCCCUGGACUACACCGCAGCCGGUUAGCUAACUCGAUAUGGAUUCGCUGACACUUCACUUCAUGGCAAUCUGUGGACAUCAAAUCAACUGGUGACUUUGUUGAUCGCUUGGUGGAUGACGGUAGACACAACGGAUGUUUGCUUGAUAUGCAUUAAGAUUCUUCGGUUUACAAUCCAAGUGACCCUUGUCCGCCAUCCUUUUGACAGGUUACAUGGUUGAUUUCGUUGUUAAAUUGGCUAACUGGCCUGCUACAUAAAGACAGAGGCAUAGUUGUAGUAAUAGUAGUAGUUAAUAAACCCUUCCUUAAAAUUCAUAGUCUUCUCGCACGACGACGUAACCCGCAUAAUUUCAUACUCCAGUUAUCAAGAAAUCCUCAUAUAUUGCAACUCAUUUGACAAUGUCAGUCUUUCAUAAUCUGCUCAUGAUGUAGAUUGUAAAAUCCAUGUCUUAUAUUUCUCAACCUUUGGUCAUCUUUUCCUGUCUUUAAAUGAAAUUACAUGCAGUGAAAAAGCCUCUAGUCACUUGAAUAAAGAGAAUAAAAACUCCCCUCUAUUGAAACAUACCACGCAUGCGCAGUCAGUAAAAGCGUCAGUUUAUCUGAUGCCCAAGCAUUUAAGUAAACCAUUCCAAACCUAUAUUGAACAUUGAGCACAAAUUGUAUAAGUGGCACUCCAUGAAACUGCCAGUGGCAACUUAAGAACUUUUAACAUGGGAGAAAUAAAUAUAAGAAAAAAAAGUA
This is a messenger RNA of Acanthaster planci (crown-of-thorns starfish), 1409 nucleotides long. Its product is annotated as soma ferritin-like. NCBI's taxonomy places the organism in Eukaryota, Metazoa, Echinodermata, Asteroidea, Valvatida, Acanthasteridae. The record is from RefSeq and is a predicted model, not a curated record. Gene Ontology annotation, cellular component: cytoplasm. Gene Ontology annotation, molecular function: ferrous iron binding; ferric iron binding. Gene Ontology annotation, biological process: iron ion transport; intracellular iron ion homeostasis.